Molecule: messenger RNA, 779 nt
Organism: Lingula anatina
Lineage: Eukaryota; Metazoa; Brachiopoda; Lingulata; Lingulida; Lingulidae
Biological process (GO): endosomal transport; endocytosis
Cellular component (GO): plasma membrane; cytoplasm
Molecular function (GO): protein binding; calcium ion binding
Source: RefSeq, a predicted model, not a curated record
UGCUCAGACAACAAGGUCAGGGCAUUGUUAGUGGAUUUUAGCAGAUAUGGGCAAGGACAACAUGUUAGAUGUUGCUGAGUUCACCAUAGCAAUGCAUCUGAUCCAAGGACUUCUUCAAGGCAAGAGUCUGCCCAAAGUGCUCCCAGAUUUCCUCCAGUUGCCCUCUGUUCAACAAGUUCUGGUUCCAGUCAUAGAAGACAGAGAGAGGGCAGCCUAUCAGGCUGUGUUCAGUGUGGAAGACACAGCAAAUAGAGGUUUUGUUGAUGGUAAGUGUGCUUAUCCAGUCUUUCUGGAGAGCAGACUUCCCCUGGGUGAACUAGCUCUGAUAUGGGACCUGGCUGACCACGAUGCCAGUGGGACACUUGACAAAGAAGAAUUUGCCGUCGCCUGUCAUCUGCUUAAAUAUGCCAAAGAAGGUAACAAGAUUGAAGGACCUGUGGAUUUUCUCUCUCUGGCACCUGCAAAAGCUCUACCUGGAACUCUGCUGUCGAAGAACAGGAGGUAAACUCGAGUUUUUUUAAUUAGUUGGUUUUAAAUGUAAAGUUAGAUAUAAGAAAUAGACCUGAGCCUAACCGAAGACUAUAAAAAUUGUAUUAAAUAUUUACUUUUUAGUUUUGUUCACUGCACUAAAUAUUUUCAUGGUAAUUCUUAAAUAUCCAUUUUAAAUGUUUAGAAAUUAUGGCUCAUAGAAUGGUAGUAAAGGUGCUAAAUGUAUAUUGCUUUGUAGGCCAUUGAAUACUGUUGCAUAUAGAAAUGCACUCUGAUGUUUGUAACUUGGU